AGAAAGCCAAAUCAAUGCGCGGCUCUGGUAUCAGCACCAGACAAAUGAUAACAAUCAUCAAUAAUCCCAAUGAAAUCAUUUGCAGUAAUGAAUCGGCCAUAAUGUUGGACGAUGUGUUAGAUAAACUAUUGACCCAACGUUUCCCGACUAUACCGUCACAAUUAAGCAAGUUUUGUAACCAAGCGUCAAAAAUAUUACAAUACUCGCAGAUAUUUAUUAAAAAAUGUCUCAAAGAUUUUCAACAAAAAACCAUUCAGUUCGUGUUGUUUCCCAUUAGGCGUGAAUUUGCAACGGUCUGUAAGAGUGGCAAACCGGGACCCAAAGCUCGCGAGUUGAUGAAAGCGGCCAACUGUGGGAAUCACGCCCGACCGGGACUCAAAAAAUGCUAUCAAACAUUUAUAACUCAAGAGAUGUCUAUUUUAAAUGCUACACAAAAACAAAAGAUUCCAAUGAUUUGUUGCACAUUUCAUAAACUACGCGAAUGUUUUAUAUCAGAGGCCGAGGAGGUUAAGGAAUGUACGCCUCGAACCAUCACUUAUAUCUCCCGGUGGGCCACAGAAAUAUAUGGAGAGCUUAUGGAUAUCAUGUGUUUUGAAUAUCCUGAUUCAAGUGAUCGUUGCAUUAAAGUGAUCGACGGGUUGCCAGACAUUGAUUUAUCGGGUAUUAUAAAACCGAAAUCAUUUUUGUCGCCACUUUUGAAAAUUUUUGGUGAUUUUGAUAAAGAAGACGCACCUAUUGGUCGUUAA
This is a messenger RNA of Oppia nitens, 746 nucleotides long. RefSeq lists its product as uncharacterized. Bases 15 to 746 code for a protein of 243 amino acids. NCBI's taxonomy places the organism in Eukaryota, Metazoa, Arthropoda, Arachnida, Sarcoptiformes, Oppiidae. The record is from RefSeq and is a predicted model, not a curated record. The transcript has 3 exons.